AUGCAUAAGCAGCAGCAAGCUCAGACUGAUAGCGAAGAAGUUCAAAAACUCCGGUCCGAGGUGACGCAAUUGAGAGUGCUGCUGUCUAAGAUUCAUUCUCAAAAUGAAGCCACUAUUGUGGCAGAGCCUGUGACUGCUACUGGUGUCUCGGAAAUUAGCGACGGGAUGCUACCAGACAAGCGUUGCGAGGAGACUUAUGGAUCCAUUAUACCGAUGGAUAAUGACCUUAUUCAUCCAAAGGCGAGAAAUCCUUCUAGUUACUACACUCAACACCAUCUAUUUCGCUUCUUUGAAGAGAUUCCUGAACUCUUUCCGUUCAUGAAAGAAACGUAUGAAGAAUUGUUUGCACCUCAUGGGGUUCGUAUUAGAAAGGACAAAGCCACUCGGAAUGAUUUAUUACAAGCUCAUAGCCAUUUUACGGCAGAGUGCCAUUUGGAGGCCAUUCUUCCAGCAAAGGACGUAACAGAUUUUUUAGUACAGUCUUACCUCGAACAUUUCGAGCAACUGCAUCGCAUCGUUCAUAUUCCCACUUUUAACAAAGAAUAUGCCGAGUUUUGGGUACCUGGUUGUACUCGUCAUUCUACCAUGACGGCGCUAAUCCUCUCUAUGAUAUCAAUCUCAAUAUGCAUUCCUGCCAGCUACAGCAGUCUCACACCUUCCCAUCACCAAAUAGCUCCAGGGCAGUGGAUCUCCGCGUGUGACAAAUGGUCAAGAGAGCAAAGUUCAAAUGGCCGUAAGCUUGUGCACUAUCAAAUCGGCUGUUUGUUGUAUCUCGCAAGACGAAUGCACAUGAUUAGGAAGAAAGAGUGGUUCAAGGAAACGAGUUCUUUGCUUCAAAAUGCAAUUAUGGAUGGGCUACACCGAGACCCGACUUCAAGUGGAGAUACAAUCUUUACGCGAGAGAUGAAAACACGGAUGUGGGCUGUUAUUCGCGAACUCGACUUGCAAAACUCGUUUGAGACUGGAAUACCAACUCUCCUGAACACAAUUGAUGCUAAAACUGGUACCCCUGGAGACAUUGAUGAUGACGAGUUUGACGAGACCUCGAAAACACUUCCAGUCUCAGAACCAUUCCACAAACAUACCCGGACAUCUUAUCAAUUUCAUAGUUCUCAUAGUUGGGAGUUGCGUUUAGACGUAUCUCGCCGACUUUUUGCGACAGGAUCACCAAAAGUAUUGAGCUACGAUGAAGUCUUGCAAUUAACCCAUCAAUUGACCCAGGAAAUUCACUCCCUCCCAGCUUGGGAUGAAGUCAAUUCAGGGGCAACAAGCCAUGUCUGCUCUCCUAUUCUCGCUCAUGCAUUCCUACAUUUCCAGCUUAGUGAAUGUAUUAUAGCUAUCCAUCGACCAUAUCUUAAGAGAGAAAAUCGCAAGUUUUGGCUUUCUGAAAACAUUUGUUACCAGAUGUCGCGAGAUAUACUUUUACUCAAUUUAAAAAUGAUAAGCACGGGAAAUCAGAGUGUAACAAUGCUCCGAGAAGAUCUUUUGUUGGCUUCAUUAACGCUCACUCGUGUCACUUUGCUACAGCCCAAAGGCUCAAGCAGUAUUAUCAUGAGCGAUUCCACUAAUAUCAUUGAUUUCCUCAAGCAAUGCCUUCCUACUAUGGGCAACAGAUACCUUUAUGGAUUCCACAAAGAGCCUUGGUGUUUUCUGACUAUGGCUACGGCUAUUGCAUUACUCAACAUACAUGCAGGAGAAGGUAGUCCAGAGACCUGCAAGCUCGAUGUUUCACAGAGUUUGUCAGAUCUACAUCACAAGCGUAUCGAAAACCAACGUCAUAUAUCCAUUCCUAUCCAGCAGGAUUCCAUUCCACGAAUGUCCGCAGAGCACAUCAAUCCCGGUGGACAAUCUGCUGCGCAUAAAACCACAGAAGUUCCGGCGUUCUCGUGGUUGAACAUUUCUGAUUUUGAAAGUGAUGUUUUUGAUCUGGGAAUGGACCUAGAUAGCAUGUGGCAGUUUUAG
Botrytis deweyae is the source of this 1962-nucleotide messenger RNA. RefSeq lists its product as uncharacterized. Gene Ontology annotation, molecular function: DNA-binding transcription activator activity, RNA polymerase II-specific; RNA polymerase II cis-regulatory region sequence-specific DNA binding; zinc ion binding. The record is from RefSeq and is a predicted model, not a curated record. Gene Ontology annotation, biological process: regulation of transcription by RNA polymerase II; DNA-templated transcription. Gene Ontology annotation, cellular component: nucleus. Lineage: Eukaryota; Fungi; Ascomycota; Leotiomycetes; Helotiales; Sclerotiniaceae. The coding region runs from base 1 to 1962 and encodes 653 amino acids. The transcript has 4 exons.